Messenger RNA from Ceraceosorus guamensis, 1017 nucleotides. RefSeq lists its product as hypothetical. The record is from RefSeq and is a predicted model, not a curated record. Bases 285 to 935 code for a protein of 216 amino acids. The transcript is spliced from 3 exons. Lineage: Eukaryota; Fungi; Basidiomycota; Exobasidiomycetes; Ceraceosorales; Ceraceosoraceae.
CCGGUUCCUCGGGUGGAAGCAGCUCGGGUGGAAGUACCAGCGAGUCCAAUAAGAGCCAAGAAGAGAAGAGCAAGACGGCUGGCGCAGCAGCCGGAGGCGCUGCUGGCGGAAGUACGACCGACACUUCGCCUUCCUCCACCAGCUCGUCGAGUCCAUCUCGCGAUUCCAGCACCCCCGGAGAUUCGACUACGCAAGGUGCGGGAGGAAGUACCUCAGGCGCUACCAAUACUACUUCGACUCCUAGCGCUGGUGGCGGUCCAGGAUGCAAGAAGGACGAAAACGACAUGAUUCCAUGGGGCUGGGGCACUUGCGCGCCCAAAGACAUCGCCAAAGGAUCGUGGUCCGGCAAAAAGGAAGGCAAACAAUUUACUGGCAAGGGAACAUUCUGGGGUCAAAGCGCUGGCGGAAACUGCCAGAUUGGCGCGUUCAAGGAUACGGACUUUACAUGCGCACUGGAUGGCUCUCAGUACGAGAAUGGUGCUCACUGCGGCAAAUUCCUGGUCAUCCAGCGUCUUGCUGGCACCAUGACGAACGGCACUGCCACUCCGAAAGAGCUCGUAGGACGUCAAGUCAUCGUCAAGGUUGUCGAUCAAUGUCCAAGCUGCGGAGGACCUGGUUUUACCGACCUCAGCGCAGCCGCUUUCAGCUGGCUGGGCUUCAAGGAAGAAGGCAAGAUCGACAUUGCUUCCUGGUACCUGCCCGACGAAGAAGGCAUCAAAGAAGGUGUGGUCGAGAACGCCGAUGGAGCAUCUGGUGGCGGUGCUAGCAGCUCCAGUCCAAGCUCCUUUAGUCCAUCUGGCGAUGCUGCGACAGGCGGUGCCAGCGGCGCCAAUGGCUCAAGCACCGACAAGUCAAGGAUCAGGCGGUGGUGCUGGAGGUGGUGCCGGUGGCGGAGCUGGAUCUGGAACGGGAAGUUCCGACAGCAAGCCAUCUAGCUCAACGGGCGGAGGAGGGUCUGGAGGAGGAGCAGGAGGCGGUGCCGGUGGUGGUGGUGGUUCCGGCGGCGGUGCCGGUGGC